GGACAGGAUGGACCAGAGGGUCAUUCGUGGGCUUCCGAGAGAGAUGUCAGUCAAUGACAUCAAAGAGGAUCUGGUGAGCCAAGGCAUCGCAGACGCCGUGGUUCAGCAGCUGACCUCAAGGACCACAAAAAAGCCACUUCCGCUCUUCCUCGUCAAGACGAAGCUUCGAGAGGAAGAAAAAGUCUUCCGAGCCCAGCCAGUGCUACCGCUGCCAGCGGUACGGGCACACACAGCGGAACUGCCGUCUCGCUGA
This is a messenger RNA of Acanthoscelides obtectus, 253 nucleotides long. The record is from the annotation of a GenBank genome assembly. Lineage: Eukaryota; Metazoa; Arthropoda; Insecta; Coleoptera; Chrysomelidae.